Molecule: messenger RNA, 6841 nt
Organism: Syngnathus acus (greater pipefish)
Lineage: Eukaryota; Metazoa; Chordata; Actinopteri; Syngnathiformes; Syngnathidae
Gene: arfgef1
Product: ADP-ribosylation factor guanine nucleotide-exchange factor 1 (brefeldin A-inhibited)
Exons: 40
Coding region: 268-6003 (1911 amino acids)
Biological process (GO): regulation of ARF protein signal transduction
Molecular function (GO): guanyl-nucleotide exchange factor activity
Source: RefSeq, a predicted model, not a curated record
CCUUCUUGCCGCCUCACUGUGACGUCAUUUCCUCUCCAACAUGGCGCAAGAGGCAGGUCGCUGAUGGCCAUCGGACGGGAUUGAAGCCCACCUUUUGUUUGUGUGUGUCUCUUUCUUUUCUCUUUUGUUUUGUCUUGGUUGCUGCUGGAGGAUCAACGUUGCAGUGUGGGGAAGCCAUCGUGUUGUGGGCAAAAGCCUCCCCCCACACCACCACCAUCACCUCUCCUCUCCUGAGACACACAUACCGCGCCCCGAUUCCGGUGCGUCAUGUUUGAGGGCAAAAAGACGAAAAACAUGUUCCUCACCAGAGCUUUGGAGAAGAUUUUAGCUGACAAGGAGGUGAAGAAAGCCCACCACUCCCAGCUUCGCAAAGCCUGCGAAGUGGCACUCGAGGAAAUCAAAGAGGAGUCGGGGAAAUUAAGCCCGCCCAGCGGAGAUGGAAAAUCGGGUUCGGCCACUUUGCCGCCAGUCAAAUCCAAGACCAACUUCAUCGAAGCCGACAAGUACUUCUUGCCGUUCGAGCUGGCAUGCCAGUCCAAAUGUCCCCGCAUCGUCAUCACCUCGCUCGACUGUUUACAGAAGCUGAUUGCGUACGGCCACCUGACUGGCAGUGCGCCGGACAGCACAGCCCCGGGCAAGAAGCUCAUCGACCGCAUCAUCGAGACCAUCUGCGCCUGCUUUCAGGGCCCGCAGACGGACGAGGGAGUGCAGCUGCAAAUCAUCAAGGCGCUGCUGACGGCGGUGACGUCGCAGCACAUCGAGAUACACGAGGGCACCGUGCUGCAGGCCGUGCGCACCUGCUACAACAUCUACCUGGCCAGCAAGAACCUCAUCAACCAGACCACCGCCAAGGCCACACUGACGCAGAUGCUCAACGUUAUCUUCGCCCGCAUGGAGAACCAAGCACUUACAAAUCACAAGCUAUCUUGGUCUCUGGCCUCCAGAAAGCGUGACCGCCAGUUGCAGGAGGCAAAACAGCUGGAACGAGAGCGGCUCCGGCAGCACGCCGAACCGGACUCGCCUCAAAUCCACACGCCGCCCAAGGCUCCCACCCGGGAGGCCAACGGUCCCAUCACCACCCCGAGCAUCACCGCCCCAUCCACCCCGACAUCGCCUUCCACGCCGGCGCCACAGGCCGACGAUGAGGGCGGAGGCGGGAGCAGCAGCCGCUCUUCGCCCAGAGAGUGCCGGCCCGUCUACGAGAGCCCCGAUCCGGAAAACGGCUCCGACUUCUGCAUGGCGGAGAACGAACAGACGGAGGCCGACCAAGCCGCAGCGGAACAGAAUGCAGCAGGCGAUGAGGAUGAGGAGGAGGAGGAGAAUCUAGUAGGGCCUAAUUAUGAGGAGAAAGCCCAGGAGAUCGUGCAGAGCAUCCUGCAGGAGGUGGUCAACACUGUGGCAGGAGGUAACUGCCUGGACCCAACCCACCUCUGCACGGACGCCAAAGAGCCGCCAGGCGAGGGCGAGCACACAGAGGUGGAUGCGGGCCCACCCGAGGCAGUCCCACAGGCUGCCCAGAACUCGCUGGAGGACGAGAGCACGCUGGCGAGCGAUGGCGAGCACGUUCACGCCAACGGCAUCCCCGGCACGCCCAUCUCGGCUAGCUUUGCGCCGUCGCUGCCUGAUGACAGGCUGUCCCUCUCGUCCACUGACACUCAGGAAUCGGGAGCGACGCCGGGACAGCCGCCGGGUGCCAAGUUCUCUCACAUCCUCCAGAAAGAUGCCUUCCUGGUUUUUCGCUCGCUCUGCAAGCUGUCCAUGAAACCUCUGUCGGACGGCCCGCCCGACCCAAAGUCUCACGAGCUGCGCUCCAAGGUGCUGUCGCUGCAGCUGCUGCUGUCCAUCCUGCAGAACGCCGGGCCCAUCUUCAAGACCAACGAGAUGUUCAUCAAUGCCAUCAAGCAGUACCUGUGCGUGGCGCUCUCUAAGAACGGCGUGUCGUCCGUGCCUGAGGUCUUCGAGCUGUCACUGUCCAUCUUCCUCACGCUGCUCUCGCACUUUAAGACGCACCUCAAGAUGCAAAUCGAGGUUUUCUUCAAGGAGAUUUUCCUCUACAUCCUGGAGACUUCCACGAGCUCUUACGACCACAAGUGGAUGGUCAUCCAGACCCUCACCAGAAUAUGUGCAGACGCUCAGAGCGUGGUGGACAUCUACGUCAACUACGACUGUGACUUGAACGCCGCCAACAUCUUCGAGAGGCUCGUCAACGACCUCUCAAAAAUAGCGCAGGGACGCGGCGGCCAUGAGCUGGGCACCACGCCCCCGCAGGAGCUGACCUUGCGAAAAAAAGGCCUCGAAUGCCUCGUGUCCAUUUUGAAAUGUAUGGUGGAGUGGAGCAAGGACCAGUACGUCAACCCCAACUCCCAAACGAGCCUUGGCCAAGAGAAGCCGUCGGAGCAGGAGAGCAGCGAGACUCGGGCCCCCGAGAGCAUCAACCGCUACGGCAGCAUCAACUCGCUGGACUCCACCGCCUCGUCGGGCAUCGGCAGCUACAGCACACAGAUGUCCGGCACGGAUAACCCCGAGCAGUUUGAGGUCCUCAAGCAGCAGAAGGAGAUCAUCGAGCAGGGCAUUGACCUUUUCAACAAGAAACCAAAGAGGGGCAUCCAGUACCUUCAAGAGCAAGGCAUGCUGGGUACAACCCCAGAGGACCUGGCUCAGUUCCUGCACCAAGAGGAGCGCCUUGAUUCAACUCAAGUUGGGGAGUUUCUCGGUGAUAACGAGCGCUUCAACAAGGAGGUGAUGUACGCCUAUGUGGAUCAAAUGGACUUCCAAGGCAAAGACUUUGUGUCGGCGCUGAGGAUGUUCCUGGAGGGCUUCCGGCUGCCCGGCGAGGCUCAGAAGAUCGACCGGCUCAUGGAGAAAUUCGCCGCCAGAUACCUCGAAUGCAAUCAGGGGCAAACCCUCUUUGCCAGCGCAGACACCGCCUACGUACUUGCCUACUCCAUCAUUAUGCUGACGACAGACCUUCACAGUCCACAAGUGAAGAACAAAAUGACCAAGGAGCAGUACAUCAAGAUGAACCGCGGCAUCAACGACAGCAAGGAUCUGCCCGAGGAGUACCUGUCGGCCAUCUAUGACGAGAUCGCUGGCAAGAAGAUAGCCAUGAAGGAGACCAAGGAGCUUACCAUCAAGUCCAGCAAGCAGAGCGUGGCCAGUGAGAAGCAGCGGCGUCUGCUGUACAACGUGGAGAUGGAGCAGAUGGCCAAGACGGCAAAAGCUCUGAUGGAGGCCGUCAGCCACGUGCAGGCGCCCUUCACUAGCGCCACCCACCUGGAGCACGUGCGGCCCAUGUUCAAGCUGGCGUGGACGCCCUUCCUGGCCGCCUUCAGCGUGGGCCUCCAGGACUGUGACGACACCGACGUGGCCUCGCUGUGUCUGGAAGGGAUCCGCUGCGCCAUCAGAAUAGCGUGCAUCUUCUCCAUACAGUUGGAGAGGGACGCCUACGUGCAAGCACUGGCCAGGUUCACGCUGCUUACCGCCAGCUCGGGCAUUUCCGAAAUGAAGCAGAAGAACAUCGAUACCAUCAAGACACUCAUCACGGUGGCACACACUGACGGAAACUACCUGGGCAACUCCUGGCACGAGAUCAUGAAGUGCAUCAGUCAGCUGGAGCUGGCGCAGCUCAUCGGCACAGGCGUGAAAGCGCGCUACAUUUCGGGGACUGUGCGCGGCAAGGAGGGCAUCAUGGCCAGCACUAGGGAGCAGAGCAACGACGAGUACCUGGGCCUGGUUGGCGGCACGGUGGAUCGCAAGCAGAUCGCCAGCAUCCAGGAAUCCAUUGGCGAGACCAGCUCUCAGUCUGUGGUGGUGGCUGUGGACAGGAUAUUCACAGGAUCGACCAGACUUGAUGGCAAUGCAAUAGUGGAUUUUGUGCGCUGGCUGUGCGCCGUGUCCAUGGAUGAGCUGGCCUCGCCCACGCACCCGCGCAUGUUCAGCCUGCAGAAGAUCGUGGAGAUCUCCUACUACAACAUGGGACGUAUCCGACUACAGUGGUCCAGGAUCUGGGAAGUCAUUGGGGACCACUUCAACAAGGUGGGCUGCAACUCCAAUGAAGACGUGGCCAUUUUUGCCGUGGACUCACUCCGGCAACUGUCCAUGAAGUUCCUGGAGAAGGGCGAGCUGGCCAACUUCCGCUUUCAGAAGGAUUUUCUGAGGCCCUUCGAGCACAUCAUGAAGAAGAACAGAUCUCCUACCAUCAGGGACAUGGUGGUGCGCUGCAUCGCCCAGAUGGUCAACUCCCAGGCGGCCAACAUCCGCUCGGGCUGGAAGAACAUCUUCUCCGUCUUCCACCUGGCGGCGUCCGACCAGGACGAGAGCAUCGUGGAGCUGGCCUUUCAGACCACGGGACACAUCGUCACGAAUGUAUUCGAGAAGCACUUUGCGGCCACCAUCGAUUCCUUCCAGGACGCCGUCAAGUGCCUGUCGGAGUUCGCGUGCAACGCCGCCUUUCCUGACACCAGCAUGGAAGCCAUCCGCCUCAUCCGACACUGCGCCAAAUACGUCUCGGGGAGGCCACAGGCCUUCAAAGACUACACCAGCGAUGACAUGAAUGUAGCGCCAGAGGACCGCGUUUGGGUGCGAGGCUGGUUCCCCAUCCUCUUCGAGCUGUCCUGCAUCAUCAACAGGUGCAAGCUGGAUGUACGGACCAGGGGGUUGACGGUAAUGUUUGAAGUGAUGAAGACGUACGGGCACACUUUCGAGAAGCACUGGUGGCAAGACCUGUUCCGAAUCGUCUUCAGAAUCUUCGACAACAUGAAGCUGCCCGAGCAGCAGACUGAGAAAGCAGAGUGGAUGACCACCACCUGCAACCACGCACUUUACGCCAUCUGUGACGUAUUCACGCAGUACUUUGAGUCCCUCAGCGACGUGUUGCUGGAUGACAUUUUAGCUCAGCUCUACUGGUGUGUGCAGCAAGACAACGAGCAGCUAGCCCGCUCGGGCACUAACUGCCUGGAGAACGUGGUCAUCCUGAACGGCGAGAAAUUCUCCGCCGAGACAUGGGACAAGACGUGCAACUGCAUGCUGGACAUCUUCAAAACCACCAUCCCGCACGCACUGCUAACGUGGAGACCAGCAGAAGGCGAGCACUUCGACAAGCAGCUGGAUUCUAUUUCUCUGAAGUCCUUGGACGACCAGCGCUCUGUCGGCAGCGUGGAGAGCCGUCGCCAGAGCCAGCAGAGCGGCGUCACCUCCACCCCCGGCGAGGACGCCGCCAGGGGCAGAAACUCCAUCAGGGUGCAGGAGCAGCGCUUGUUUGCCGCCUUGCUCAUCAAGUGCGUGGUGCAGCUGGAGCUCAUCCAGACUAUCGACAACAUCGUCUUCUUCCCCGCCACCAGCAAGAAGGAAGAUGCUGAAAACUUUGCCGCAGCGCAGCGCGAUGCGGCCUGCGCGUCAGACGUGGCGGCGGAGGCGCCAGACCAGGGUAUGUUCCGCUACCUGACGUCACAGCAGCUCUUCAAGCUGCUGGACUGCCUGAUGGAGUCGCACCGCUUCGCCAAGUCCUUCAACUCCAACAACGAGCAGAGGACGCUGCUGUGGAAAGCGGGGUUCAAAGGCAAGUCCAAGCCCAACCUGUUAAAGCAGGAGACGGGCAGCCUGGCGUGCGGCCUGCGCAUCCUCUUCCGCAUGUACACGGACGAAACGCGGCGGGACGCCUGGGAGGAAGUCGAGAGACGACUGUUAGACGUGUGCGGCGAGGCAGUGGCCUACUUCUUGGCGUUGACCUCGGAGAGCCACAGGGAGGCCUGGACCAACCUCCUUCUCCUCUUCCUCACCAAGGUUCUGAAGAUCAACGACCAAAGGUUCAAGGCUCAUGCAUCACGGUACUACCCGCUGCUAUGCGAGAUCAUGCAGUUGGACCUCAUCCCGGAGCUGCGCGCCGUCCUGAGGAAAUUUUACCUGCGGAUCGGCUCAGUAUUCGGCAUCGCACCCGAGCCGCAACCCCGGCCGGCGCUAUUAGAGAACUGCGCCAACCCAAAGGCGGCGGAGGAAGCUCAAUAACACCACCUGCCUGCAGCCUCCAGCCCUCCAUCUACCUUGGCUAUCAGCACGAAAAAAACAAAACAGUCUGGUUUGUAGCGAUUUCCUCCUCCGCCACCAUAUCUCCGAGCUGCUCGGACGGAAUCUAUUUUAAAAAUUUAAAAAAUGUGCUUCUUACUGUAUAUUCAAUGUAACUGAAUGAUUGCAAAGACAUACUCAAAAACCAUGAUGAAAUGUGACCUCUCUCUCUCUCUCCGCACCCCUAUGUGGUCAACAUUCAUAUCCAAAUGUAUAGAUGUAAGAAUCUGAUGACACUAGAUUUCUUUUUUUCUUUUUUUUUAUAUUUUAUUAUUAUUCGUCACUGCACUUGAGCUCCAUUCGGAAUGCACUGGAGAUUUGACAUUUUACCCCUCCGCUCCAGAUUUGACUGUAACAUCUCACCAGUAAGUGAAGGCUGCAUUAAAUUAUUCCAUUUUCAAUGUUGGUUUUGUUUUGUUUUUAACUGGAAGACGAGAUGCUAGCUGCUUAAAAAAACGAAAGACUAAUUGCUAUUAGUCUGUUUUCAUUUUUUACUUUAGUUUUCAUGUGUGUAUAAAAAAUCAAAAAUAAUAUAUUUAAUUUUUUCUUGGGUUUUGGGAGGUAGUGAUGUGUAUAGAGAGAGAGAGAGAGAGAGGAUGAGUGAUGUUAGCUGUGCUUUAUGUGCGAAUGGGAUGCAUUCCUGCUCAUGGAUGUAGAAAACAAAUGUAUAUGAUGCAGCAAUGUAAAGUUUUCUAUGUUGCAAAAAAGAUAUGUACAAAUUUGUGUACAUCCUCUGGCAUUCUAAUCAGGUUCUAGGUCAAUAAAGUUUUUUUGAACUUGG